AUGAGCAAGGCGAAUAAGUCGCCGUCGCCGGCGGUGGCCGAGGAAGGCGACUACUCGGCGUUGCGGGAGCUAUUCCGGCCGCACGUGGAAUCCUUUGAUUACUUCCUCGAUAAGGGGCUCGACGAGAUGAUUGAAUCCAUCCGCCCCAUGGGUCAUGUGCUCUCGCCGAUGAGGGAUGCCCGGUCGGGUGUACUACCCCUCUACCCCCAGGAGUGCAGGCAAGCAAGAAUUACAUAUCACGGGGAAUUUAAAGUUGAUGUCUGCUUCCAGUAUAAUGAAGGGGCACAAAUCAGGCAUACCUUCAAUUUUGGCCAUUUGCCUAUUAUGUUGAUGUCAAAACUGUGUCAUCUGAGAGGUGCUGAUCCCCAUAAAUUAGUUUUCCAUGGUGAAGAGGCAACCGAAAUGGGUGGGUACUUCAUAUGCGGCGGGAUGGAGAGACUUGUGCGUAUUCUUAUUUUACAAAAGCGUAACUAUCCUAUGGGAUUGGUACGCAGUUCUUUUCUUAAACGUGGUGCUGGAUACACUGACAAAGCAGUGGUCAUAAGAUGUGUCCAACGUGACCAGUCCAGUGUGACAAUAAAGUUGUAUUACCUCCAAAAUGGAAGUGCAAGGCUUGGGUUUUGGUUGGGUGGCAGAGAGUUUCUGCUUCCUGUUGGGAUUGUUCUCAAGGCCCUUAUUGAUGCAAGUGACCGGGAAAUCUUUACAAGCUUGACUUGCUGCUACAGUGAUAAACAUGGAAGAGGAAAGGGAGUUGUCAGUACUGAACUAAUUGGUGAAAGGGCACAAAUAGUUCUUGAUGAAGUCAGAAAUCUGUCCCUUUUCACUCGCACACAGUGUUUAGUGCAUAUUGGGCAAUACUUCCGAUCUGUGAUGGAAGGAUUUGAAAAAGAUGACUAUGAAACUGUUGCUGAAGCGGUUCUAAAGGACUAUAUUUUUGUGCACUUGGAAAACAACCAUGAUAAAUUUAAUCUAUUGAUAUUUAUGUUGCAGAAACUUUAUGCUCUGGUAGAUCAAACUGCUUCACCUGACAAUGCUGACGCACUACAAUACCAGGAGGCUCUAUUGCCUGGCCACUUAAUCACAGUUUUUCUGAAGGAUAGGCUUCAGGAUUGGCUAAGAAAGUCUAAGCGUUUAAUCAUUGAAGAGGCUGCAAAGAACAAAGGUUUUGACCUCGGUAAUGCACUGGAGAUAAGGAAAUUUCUAACUAAAUAUACAACAUCUGUUGGUAGAGCUAUCGAGAGUAUGAUAAAGGUUGGGAAAGUGAAUUCACAAUCAGGAUUGGAUCUUCCACAGAGAGAUGGAAUGACCAUUCAUGCUGAACGGCUCAACUUUCAUCGUUAUAUCUCACACUUCCGUUCUGUUCAUAGGGGCUCUGCUUUUGCUAAAAUGCGUACAACAUCUGUUAGAAAGUUACUCCCAGAAUCAUGGGGUUUCCUGUGUCCAGUUCAUACACCUGAUGGAGAGCCCUGUGGUUUACUGAAUCAUAUGACUUCUACAUGCUGUAUUUCAUCCUUCUACAACUCAGAAGGGGUGGUUAAAAUUUUUGGGGAAAUGAAGAAGUUGCUUUCUGCUGAGUUGGUUCGUGUUGGAAUGAACCCAGUGUUACCAAAGAUUGAGCGAACUGGUCCCCCAGAAGUACUCCAUGUCCAUUUGGAUGGGUGCAUUCUUGGUACUAUUGCUUCUGCUACUAUUGAGAAAGCUGUUAAUUAUCUUCGUACAUUGAAACUUCUGGCACACUCUGGGAUUCCUGAAGAUCUGGAAGUUGGUUAUGUCCCACUUAGUUUUAGUGGAGCUUUUCCUGGUCUGUACCUUUUUACAAAUCCAGCUAGAUUUGUUCGACCUGUCAGAAAUCUUUCCAUUCUAUCUGAUGGAAAGCAAAGUAUUGAGCUCAUUGGACCAUUUGAACAGGCAUUUAUGGAGAUACGGUGUCCUGAUGGUGGGGAUGGUGGGAGACAAAAAAAAUUUCCUGCAACUCAUGAAGAGAUCCACCCUACAGCUAUUCUCAGUGUAGUUGCCAAUUUGACACCUUGGUCUGAUCACAACCAAAGUCCUAGGAACAUGUACCAAUGCCAGAUGGCAAAGCAAACCAUGGGUUUUUGCGGACAAGCUCUAAAAUUCCGUACUGAUGUAAAAGCAUUCCAUCUGCAGACCCCUCAGACACCAAUUGUUCGGACAGGUACAUAUAAAAAAUAUUAUAUGGAUGAAUUUCCAUCUGGAACGAAUGCUAUUGUUGCAGUGCUAUCAUACACAGGUUAUGACAUGGAGGAUGCCAUGAUUUUGAAUAAAUCGGCUGUUGAUCGUGGAAUGUUCCGUGGACAUAUUUACCAGACUGAAUGCAUUGACUUAUCAACAAAAAGCAGAGAUAAUAUUCCAGAAACCUUUGCAAAGAGUGUAUUAUCCAGGGAUACAAGGACUGCGAUUGAUUCAGAUGGCCUUCCUCGACUUGGACAGGCUGUACAUCCAAACGAGCAGUACUAUAGUGUCCAUAAUAGCCUCACAGGCGUGAUAAGGCCUGUCAGACUAAAGGGCACAGAGCCAGCAUUUAUUGACUAUGUUGCUGUUAAUGGGGCAGGUUCAAAACGUGGCCUGCAGAAGGCGAACAUUCGUCUGCGUCGUGUGAGAAACCCUAUAAUCGGUGACAAGUUCAGCAGCCGACAUGGGCAGAAGGGUGUUUGCUCUCAGUUGUGGCCUGACAUUGACAUGCCAUUCUCUGCAAAUACUGGCAUGAGACCUGAUCUGAUCAUUAAUCCUCAUGCAUUUCCUUCAAGAAUGACUAUAGCAAUGCUUUUAGAGUCUAUGGCAGCGAAGGCUGGAAGUCUACAUGGAAAGUUCAUUGAUGCAACACCUUUUGCAAACUCACUAAAAAAGGACAAGGAUCCCCGCACGCCUAAUUCGAUUGUGGACGAAUUUGGUCCCAUGCUUGCAUCUUAUGGGUUUAAUUAUCAUGGAAAAGAGGUCCUUUAUAGUGGAGUUUUUGGCACUGAGAUGGACUGUGAGAUUUUCAUCGGACCUGUUUAUUACCAGCGUCUUCGUCAUAUGGUCUCAGACAAAUUCCAGGUCCGCACUACUGGUCGUAUAGAUCAGAUAACAAGACAACCCAUAGGAGGAAGGAAGCAUGGUGGAGGGAUCCGAUUCGGAGAGAUGGAGCGUGAUGCCCUCCUCGCCCAUGGGUCUUCCUACCUCUUGCAUGACCGGCUCCACUCCUGCUCAGACUACCACAUCGCGGAUGUGUGCUCCUUCUGUGGGAGCCUGCUGACUGCAACAAUGAUCAAAUCCGAUACCCAGAAGAAAGCCAAGCACGAGAUGCUUGGGCUCCCCACUGUGAGACCGCCAAAGAAUUUUGCAUGCCAGGCCUGCAAAACAAGCAAGGGGAUGGAGACCGUGGCGAUGCCGUAUGUGUUCAGGUACCUGGCUGCUGAGCUGGCUGCCAUGAACAUAAAGCUGGAGCUCCGGUUGAGCAACAAAUCAGGAUUGCCUCCCAGCCAAGAAUCAUGA
This is a messenger RNA of Miscanthus lutarioriparius, 3495 nucleotides long. The record is from the annotation of a GenBank genome assembly. Lineage: Eukaryota; Viridiplantae; Streptophyta; Magnoliopsida; Poales; Poaceae.